AAUUUUAGAGAGAGAUUACCUCUCGCCAAUGUAUGGGCUGGAAUUUACCGUUGGCUUCAUCGGGAACCUAGUGGUGGUCCUGGGCUAUAUCUUUUGCCUCCCUGCUUGGAAGUCCACUAAUGUGUACCUGUUUAACCUGUCUGUGUCUGACCUCAUCUUCCUGUGCACUUUACCUGAGCUGUCCUACAACUAUGCUCACAACCUGAAGAAAUUCAAUACUGCACUAUGCAUGAUUAAUCGCUACAUCCUCCAUGUCAACUUGUACUCCAGCAUUCUUUUCAUGAUGUGGGUAAGUGUGGACCGGUUCUUGCUGCUGUGUCACCCACAGCGAGAACACAUCCUGUUGACUCUCAAGGCUGCAGUAUGCAUCACCAUCCUGAACUGGAUCUGGGUGAAUGCUCAAAUCGCUCCUCUCAUUGUCUUCAUUAUCCAGGACUUGGAGGAAAAUGGCUGGACAGUGUGUCGUGAUUUCGCAAGCCUGGGUGUGGCCAAAGUUACUCUGAUCUACAGCAUAGUUCUCACCGUAACUGGAUAUGUGAUGCCAUUGGUGGCUUUGUUUCUAGCAUCACAAAAGAUGGUUUCUGUACUAGUGAAAAGACAGGAAGUGCUUGGGACUUCCUUCCAAAGGCCAGUAAAAAUCGUGAGGUCUGCAGCAAUCAUGUUUCUGCUGCUCUACACACCCAUCCAUGUAAUGAGGAACGUGCGACUCGCAUCACGGCUUCCUGAACUAAAUUUGUCACGGUGUAUGGUGGACUACAUCAAUGCGGCUUACAUAGUGACACGGCCGAUUGGAUUUGCUCACAGUGCCAUCAACCCUGUGUUUUACUUCCUCAUGACAGACAGCUUUAAAGAAGCACUGCAGGACAAGUGGAUGCAGAUUAAAAGGGUGAUAAUGAAAGCGUUUUAA
Messenger RNA from Hemibagrus wyckioides, 907 nucleotides. Its product is annotated as succinate receptor 1-like. Gene Ontology annotation, cellular component: plasma membrane. The coding region runs from base 29 to 907 and encodes 292 amino acids. Gene Ontology annotation, biological process: G protein-coupled receptor signaling pathway. The transcript has a single exon. The record is from RefSeq and is a predicted model, not a curated record. Gene Ontology annotation, molecular function: G protein-coupled receptor activity. NCBI's taxonomy places the organism in Eukaryota, Metazoa, Chordata, Actinopteri, Siluriformes, Bagridae.